This is a messenger RNA of Eutrema salsugineum, 2330 nucleotides long. Its product is annotated as zinc finger CCCH domain-containing protein 66. The record is from RefSeq and is a predicted model, not a curated record. Gene Ontology annotation, molecular function: protein binding; metal ion binding. The transcript has 2 exons. The coding region runs from base 180 to 2030 and encodes 616 amino acids. Lineage: Eukaryota; Viridiplantae; Streptophyta; Magnoliopsida; Brassicales; Brassicaceae.
AAUAGAAAAUAAUUCGAGGAAAAAAGUCGGAUUUGUUUUUCAAUAAAUUGGGUAGUUUAAAGGAAGUGAAGAGCGGUUUUGGUGGUGGUGGUCGAGAAAAGAGAGCGCUUUUUCUCUGCGAUCAGAUUUUCUCAGAGUGAAAUUUAUCCAGCGGGAAAGUUUUGUUUUUUGCUUUUGCCAUGGGAGACGAUGAGCUGUCUCACAUCAAAUUCUCUCCUCUGCUAGAAUCAUCAGCAUGCAAUGAUCUAUCCGGAUUCAAGUCUCUAGUUGAAGAAGAGGGUCUCGAGAGCAUUGACCGGUCUGGUUUGUGGUAUGGGAGGAGAAUAGGAUCAAAAGAGAUGGGUUUUGAGGAGAGGACGCCUCUUAUGGUUGCUGCGUUGUUUGGAAGCAAAGAGAUCGUUGAUUACAUCAUCAGUACUGGUCUUGUAGAUGUGAACCGCUCUUGUGGCUCUGAUGGUGCCACAGCGCUUCACUGUGCGGUCUCUGGCUUGUCUGCGAAUAGCCUUGAAGUCGUUAGUCUUCUGCUGAACGGCUCUGCUGAUCCGGAUUCUUGUGAUGCUUAUGGUAACAAGCCUGUAGAUAUGAUUUUCCCUUGUUUGAGUCCGGUUUUUAGCUCGAGGAAGAAGGUUUUGGAGCGUUUGUUGAAAGGAAGUAAUGAUUUGAAUGAAGUGGAAGGGCAAGAAGAAGAAGAAGAGGAAGUAGAAGAGAGAUCGGUUUCAGUUUCGCCUCCUCGGGGCUCUGAGAGGAAGGAGUAUCCGGUUGAUCCGACGCUUCCUGACAUCAAGAACGGUGUCUAUGGGACGGAUGAGUUUAGGAUGUAUGCGUUCAAGAUCAAGCCAUGCUCUAGAGCGUACUCGCACGAUUGGACUGAGUGCCCGUUUGUUCAUCCUGGUGAGAACGCGAGGAGGCGUGAUCCGAGGAAGUAUCAUUACAGCUGUGUCCCUUGUCCUGAGUUCCGUAAAGGGUCUUGCUCCAGAGGCGAUUCUUGCGAGUAUGCACACGGUAUCUUCGAGUGCUGGCUUCACCCUGCUCAGUACCGGACCCGUCUCUGCAAGGACGAGACGAAUUGCUCGAGAAGAGUUUGCUUCUUUGCCCACAAACCCGAGGAGCUGCGUCCCUUGUACCCUUCAACUGGUUCUGGUGUUCCUUCCCCACGGUCUUCCUUCUCGUCUUGCAACUCCUCUGCUUUUGACAUGGGACCUAUCAGCCCACUUCCUCCUCUGAGUCCUAACGGCGUAUCAACCACACCUCCUUUAAGUCCUAAUGGCGUUUCCUCUCCUAUGAAUGGCGGGAAAACGUGGAUGAACUGGCCUAGCAUUACCCCUCCUGCAUUGCAGCUUCCAGGGAGCAGAUUGAAAUCUGCCUUGAACGCAAGAGAAAUCGAUUUCUCUGAAGAGAUUCAGAGUCUUCCUUCUCCAACGAUAUGGAACAACAACAACACGCCUGUAUCAGCUGCUUCAUCUCCGUUCUCUGGAAAGGGCAUGAACAGGCUUGCAGGAGGUGGAAUGAGCCCGGUUAAUGGCCUCAGCGAUAUGUUCGGUGCAGAUGAUAAUACGUCCGGUUUGCAGAUCCGACGCAGCGUUAUUAACCCGCAGCUGCAUCCCAACAGUCUUUCUUCAUCUCCCGUGGGAGUGAAUUCUCCGUUCUCGAUGGAUUCCUCCACAGUCUUGGCUUCAAGAGCAGCUGCGUUUGCUAAACAACGAAGCCAGAGCUUCAUAGAACGCAGCAAUGGACUGAAUCACAGUCCUGCAAUCCCUUCCAUGACUACAACUUGUCUAAACGAUUGGGGCUCAUUGGACGGAAAACUUGACUGGAGCGUCCAUGGAGACGAGCUACAGAAGCUCAGGAAAUCUACUUCUUUCCGUCUGAGAGCAGGCGGCAUUGAAUCAAGACUGCCCAUUGAAGGAACAGGGCUCGAGGAACCAGACGUUUCUUGGGUGGAGCCGCUGGUUAAAGAGCCAGCGGAGACAAGACUAGCUCCUGUUUGGAUGGAGCAAUCAUUCAUGGAGACAGAACAGACCGUGGCUUAGAUCAAAAGUUUUGGACUUCGUUCACCGUUGCACAAGAAGCAGAGAAAGAGGAUGGAAAAAAUUACGAGGUCGUUGCUAAUCUAUUACAUUUUAUUUUUUCAAUGUUUGUUUUUUUUCUUUAGAAUAAAAAGAAAAAGAAAAAUUCUUGGGGAUAAAAGAGAGUUUGUUUGUAUCUCUCGUCUCCAAGGAAAAACAGAGGUGAAGAGGUUUCAACACCAAAAGAAACCUUAAAUCACCUCACUUCCUUGAUUCUUUACUAUUCACAAUGAGUAAUCAAUUAUUAUUUUUCUUUCUUGACAA